AACGACUGCAACAAGCUAACAUCUGUGUUCUAUGAGUGAGUUCCAGUCCAGAGAACAAGGCGGAGGUCGCAGCGCAAAGCGGAUUCUCGUGGUAACGUCGCAAAUAAAGGUAGCUGAGGGCAGCCAUGUCCAGGUCCGACUUCCCCCCUGGCUACGAUGACGCCAGGUCUCCGCUGUAUAAUCAGGGAGGUAACCAGCCCCCGCCCCCUUAUGGCUUCUCGCCCUAUGGCAGCCAGCCACAGCCGGGCGCCUACCCAGGAGCGCCCAACGCCCAGCCGUCGGCACCCUACCCUGGCUUCGCUGGCCAGCCCGGAGGGUACCCACAGCCGGGCCAAAUGCCACCCAUGCCACCCAUCAUGCCCCCAGUAAUGCCCACCAUGGGGGGAGAUGAAGAGGGCUUCACAGCAUCUGGAGACUGGGAUGACCUAAGUGUUCGACACGCAUUCAUCCGCAAGGUCUACCUGAUUCUGACUGCUCAGCUGUCAGUCACUGCUGGUAUCGUGGCAGUAUUCUGCUUUGUGGAUCCAGUGAGUGACUUUGUCCAGAAAAACCCUGCACUCUAUUGGGCAUCCUACGCUGUGUAUUUCAUCACCCACAUCGUCCUUGUUUGCUGCCAGGGCCCCAGGAGGCGUCACCCAUGGAACCUAAUACUCCUGAGCAUUUUCACACUUGCUCUGUCUUACAUGACUGGAACAAUAUCCAGCUUCUAUGAAACCACAGCCGUUUUCCUUGCAAUUGGCAUCACCGCAAUAGUGACCUUGGCGGUCACAGUGUUCUGCUUUCAGACAAAGGUGGACUUCACCAAAUGCAGAGGUCUUUUCUGUGUCCUGGGCAUCGUGUUCUUUGUGGUGGGCAUCAUCACAGUCAUCGUGCUCUCCAUUACAUACAUUCCAUGGCUUCACAUGUUAUACGCAGCAAUUGGAGCCGUCGUAUUCACACUGUUCCUGGCCUACCACACCCAGCUUCUGAUUGGCAACAGGAAGUAUUCCAUCAGCCCGGACGAGUACGUGUUUGGCGCCCUCUCCCUCUACGUGGACAUCGUCCAGAUCUUCCUCUUCAUCCUCCAGUUGAUCGGAGCAUCAAACAGAUGAGGGUCCACAUGGAGUCUCAGUACAGUACACUGCCCUACAAAGGCAAAGUGCAGUAACUAUGUCGACAUUGAAACUGAGAAAAAAGAAGUAUUGGUUGAAUAUUGCAGUUACUGUAAAUUUGAGUGGCAAUAUCUCAAACUGGACACAUUUGGAUCAUAAGUUUUUGUCACAAGAUGAAGGUGUAAUGAAGACCAUUUUAAACCCUAUUUUGACAUCUGUAGUUACUGCACUUUGCCUUUGUAUGGCAGUAUGCAGUACAGUACAGGGCAGUAUGUGUAAAUGUAGUCUUAAUCUCACUGCCUUCCACAUACUGCACCUGUGCUUUGCACUUUCACCAUUAUGUACAGCUGCACUAGUGACAGUAUACCAUAUGUAGGAAGACAGAUCACUAUACAUUUUGAUGGGAUACUCUUUUUUUUUGCUGUUAGUCUAUAUCAUUUAUGCUUUGUAUUAGACCGAUUUUCAAGUGCAAAAAUACAAUAUACGAGUUAUCUUUGACCAGAGUGUCAGUCGGUAACUGAUGCCAUGUAUGCUAUGAGUGGAUUCAUGCCACUUAGAAGGAAGACACUGUACAGUAAGUCCAACUUAGAGGAGCAAAAAAAGACUCCAUCAAUAGGAGGAGUCAUGCCUUGAUUAACACUGAUGUGAUGUUCUCAAUUGGAGAUACACACCUAUUCCUACACCUUUUUAAACUACUUAAUUUAAAAAAUACCGUAUGCACAGUACGUAUAACAAAGAGACAUUCAGAUGUGCCUUUUAUUCACCGAUAUGUAUUGCUGUUUUGUUACAUCAAUGCAGUGUUCAUUCUGUAUGCUUGGAAGUGGGUGGUCAAGUCAGCUGUCUAUAGUUUUGUACAGUACUGAUAAAUGACCUUUUGGUUGGGGACAUGCUUGCUGUGGAUCUUAAAUUACAGGUACACACACAACCGUGUGCAACAGAGUGCACAUGCUUGCUUCUGAACAACCGGGGCACUUCGCACUGUACUGGAGGGAUGACCUAAGGGACAGAUACGUAGCCAACGGGCUCUCAUUAAUACUUUCCACCAUAGUUUGAUUAAAUCACAUCCUCCACACAUGGAAGCCCCUUGCGGUUUUGUCAAUACUGCGUAUCCUGCAGCAAGCAUGUCCUGGGCCUUAUACUGUUGUAUAGCCGCAAUUGCUGGACAUAGUCUUAAAAAGUGAAAUCAGGUGAAGAAGUAGUUGAUUUUAAAAAGGUACACUGUGUGAGAUUUUUAGUUGUUUAUUUCCAGAAUUCAUGCUGCCCAUUCACUAAUGUUACCUUUUUCAUGAAUACUUACCACGACCAUCAAAUUCUAAGUAUUCAUUAUGACUGGAAAAAUUGCACUUUUCAUACAUGAAAAGGGGGAUCUUCUCCAUGGUUCGCCAUUUUGAAUUUCCAAAAAUAGCCAUUUUUAGCUGCAAAAAUGACUGUACUUGGAUCAUACUAGGAAAUAUUUGUUUAUUACUUAGUAAACGUUCAUGUAAAGAUCAAAUUUGACAAUAGGCAGCCCAGUUUCAAUGAGAAGCAUACGGUAGUUGCAGUACCCUUUUUGACCAUUUCCUGCACAGUGUACCUUUUUAAGCUUUUUUUUCAUUAGUACACCUAUGCUUUAGGAACAAGAAUUUAGCAAAUGCCUAAUUUUUGUAAUUGGACAUCUGUAGUAACAGAAGAAAAUUGUAGAAAACUGAAAUUACUUUGUGUGUGUGCUUAAGAGAAGCUGCUGUUUUCCACUGUAUCUUUGUUAAUAAAGAAAAUACUUCUGUUUUAAA
Molecule: messenger RNA, 2860 nt
Organism: Engraulis encrasicolus (European anchovy)
Lineage: Eukaryota; Metazoa; Chordata; Actinopteri; Clupeiformes; Engraulidae
Gene: tmbim1a
Product: transmembrane BAX inhibitor motif containing 1a
Exons: 12
Coding region: 126-1091 (321 amino acids)
Biological process (GO): negative regulation of apoptotic signaling pathway
Cellular component (GO): Golgi apparatus; endoplasmic reticulum
Source: RefSeq, a predicted model, not a curated record